Messenger RNA from Racocetra persica, 155 nucleotides. Lineage: Eukaryota; Fungi; Glomeromycota; Glomeromycetes; Diversisporales; Gigasporaceae. The record is from the annotation of a GenBank genome assembly.
GUCAUCGUCAGCACCAUCAAAAAGACCAUUAUUAUGGUCACAGCAUGAUGUUUCAAAGAAACUACUUUCUUUGCCACAAUCAAAAACAGCUUUAGGUGAUAUUUUCAAUCAGUUUUUACCUGUAACUUACCAAGAUAUCAAGAAUCUCAAUGAUA